Mya arenaria is the source of this 2659-nucleotide messenger RNA. Its product is annotated as E3 ubiquitin-protein ligase TRIM71-like. Lineage: Eukaryota; Metazoa; Mollusca; Bivalvia; Myida; Myidae. Gene Ontology annotation, biological process: positive regulation of DNA-templated transcription. Gene Ontology annotation, molecular function: zinc ion binding; ubiquitin-protein transferase activity. The record is from RefSeq and is a predicted model, not a curated record. The coding region runs from base 81 to 1796 and encodes 571 amino acids. Gene Ontology annotation, cellular component: nucleoplasm; chromatin. The transcript has 3 exons.
UGGGCCUUUAAGAACGAGCAUGCGCUAAGGAGGACAUCAAUUUACUUCCUUAUUGGUUUCUAUGAUCAACAAACAUCAAGAUGGAAGUAUCUGGAAAAAGGCGUGACCCUGACCUUAACAAGGGCUCCGAUGACACAACUGUCUUCUGUCAGCCGUGUGAAGAGGAGGGCAAACGCUCUGUAGCCCAGGGAUUCUGUCAGACCUGCCAAGAGUACAUGUGUGAUCCCUGUAUCAAGGCCCAUAAGAAAUUCAAGGUGUCCAGAAACCACAUUAUGUUGUCCAAAGAUAAGAUGCCGUCCUUCGACCCGUCCACUAAGCAGUCUGACAUCGGUGUAACUGAAUAUUGUAAAACACAUCCGAAUGAGAUGAUCAAGUUUUACUGUCCGACCCACAGCGACCUUGGUUGUGGUGACUGUGUAGUCAUCGGUCAUCGCACGUGCAAAGUCGACUACAUUGCUAAUGUGUCUAAGGAUUUCACCAAUGAAAGGGAAUUCAGGGAGCUGGAACCAUCUAUUAAACGAGCGGAAGAUCUUCUAUCUGGGUACAUAAGUAAAGUAAAGGAGCUUUUUGACGAGGUCGAACACCAGUCUAAGACUGAAAUCGACAGACUGAGAAAGUUCCGUGCAGAAAUCAAAACCUACCUGGACCGACGCGAGAAGGAGUUGCUCGGCAACAUCCAGAAAAUGAAGACCGAGGAUGAAAGCGUGCUGACUAAACUGAAGACUGAUUGUGAGUUGGCAAAAUGCGGACUUGAGGCCACAAGGACAGAACUGACUUCCGUGGACGUCUCGGUUAACCAGCGGUACGUGACGGCAAGGAGAGCCCAGAAGGAGUUACGGGGGAUUCAUGACGAGAUGGAGAAGAUGACUGGUAGGAUGAAGUCCCGGAAGUAUCGAUUUGUUAAAGACGCGGACACGGAGCGGCUGUUGGGAUCGAACAUGGGCUUUGGAACACUGUACAUGGCGGGAGAGUUUGUUCCAGUUCCUGACCUCGCUACUAUGACGUGGAAGAAGGAGGCGGAUAUCCUGGUCAGAACAUCUCAGGACCUGAACCCCUGCUGGAUCACGGGCUCAGCCCUGAUCUCGCCUGGUCUCGUCCUCCUGGCUGACCGUGGUAACAACUGUGUCAAACUGGUAGACAUCAGCACCUGCACCGUCACGUCCCGCCUCCAGCUACCAGGAUGGGACGUGUGUGUGCUCCCCGGUGACCAGGCCGCCGUUACAGUCCAGAACAAGUUCAUGAUUCAGCUGCUGUCUACGAAGGGAGGACAGCUGUCGUGUGGAAAGGAAAUUAAAGUAUCAUCUUGUUGUUUUGGUAUUGCGUUUAACAACAAUAGAUUAUACGUUUCGUAUACAUCAAACCCGCGUGUUGAAGUGAUGACAUUGGAUGGGCAUAUCUUAAGUACAUUCCAAACAGAUGAUAGAAGACAACUUUUCAACACACCAUAUUACCUGACUGUGUCAGCUUCAACACCGCCGACCCUUCACGUGUCUGACAACAAUGCCAACACCGUCCUCCAGCUGACCCUUGACGGGAAGGUCCUGCGGAAGUACCGAGAUAUUCGGCUCAUCCAUCCCCUGGCCGUGGUGAAGGUAGGGCCCGGCCAGCUUCUCGUGUGUGGAUUAACCAGCCACAACGUGAUGCUGCUAACGGAGAGUGACGGCAAGAUGGCGGAAAUACUGGAAGAGAAGAACGGACUGACCAAGCCCUGCUCCGUGUCAUUCUGUCCUCACACACGUGCCAUAGUUGUCGGAAUGAACAGUAAUGACUCACUGAAGGUCUUUAAUGCAAAUUGACACCUUUUCUUUAUCAGUCGUGAUUUUGCUCUCUCUGGCGGAAAUUACCAUGUAUUCAAUGCUGUUUGAGCAAGUGAAUAGUAAUAGCAAUCAUAUUUAAUGUUCAACAUACGCUUAUUUAUUCGUUGUAACCGAGUUCUAUCAAACUGAAUGAACAUAGCUAAUUAUAUAAAUCAAUAAUGGAAAUACUAAAAUAAUGUUGUAUCAGUCUCAGAAGUUUUGUAAUUAGUCAGAAAAGCCAUUGAUGCUUUAUGACAGUCAUGUAUCUAAUAAAUAUUAAGCGUAUUUUGCUGUUUUAUUUUGCAAAACACUAGGAUAACGAAUUAGUGUAAAUAUUGUAAUACUAUUAAACACUUAUUCAAUUAUAUUUUGGUGUUUACUACUUUUGUUUUUUUAUGUUCUUUAUAUAGAUCUUUGAUUUUACAAAAUGAUCAUUAACUUAUAUAAAAAUAAUUAUUUAAACAGAUGUAUACUUUUUAUGGUUUUGAAGGUAAAAUAAAGUGUUUGACGAAUUUUUAAAGAAAAAUUUAGUAGGUUUUCAUAUCAUUAUCAUAUGAAGAAUAUUUAAAAUGGAAAUUUCCGCGUGAAUAUUCCAUAGGAAUAGUACAAAUAAAAAAUCUCUUAAAAAUGACAAACAUGUCUUUAGAUCUCAAUUUAUCUUCUUUGGACGUUUGCCUACUGAAUGUUAUUGUAUUGUUAUUGACAAUGCAUGUAACCUGUCUUAAUUUAGACAUAGAAUGAAAAUAACCGUAUAUUUCUUACAAGGGAAUCUUGGGUGUAAUUACUUUUACAACAAUUUUGUAGUAUUGUGCAACUUGAUUUCUGUAUUAACCUUUAACUAAUAAAUGUAUUUAAAACUUUCA